CGCGUUGAGCCCAGGGACGCCAGCUGCGCCUGACAACUACCGGCAUUUCAACCGGAGACGCGAAGGCCGUCAUUCCAGGCGGCCGGACUCCGCCUCUCGCAAUGCUGCGGUGGCUUAUAGGAGGGGGCCGCGAGCCGCAAGGGUUGGCCGAGAAAUCUAUACAGACUAUUGGUGAAGAACAAGCUCAGAAUCCAUAUACUGAGCUUCUUGUGCUGAAAGGUCACCAUGAUAUAGUGCGUUUUCUAGUGGCAAUUGAUGACUACAGGUUUGCAUCUGCUGGUGAUGAUGGAAUUGUAUGUCUCUGGAAUAUCCAGACUGGAGAAAAGUUAUUUGAGCUACAUGCACAUACACAAAAAAUCACAGCUCUUGCAGCUUUUCCUUUGACAGAUACCUGUGAAGAAAAAUGCCAUAUGAUUUUGACAGCAGGUGCUGACAGAACUGUAGUUGUUUGGGAUUGUGAUAAUGGCAAACAAAUCCACAGAGUAUCCUGUUUUCAUUCCACCGUAAAGUGUUUGACUGUUCUUCAAAGAAUGGAUGUAUGGCUUUCUGGAGGAAGUGAUUUGUGUGUUUGGAACCAAAAAUUAGAUCUCUUAUGUAAGACAAGUCAUCUAACUGAUGCAGAUAUCAGUGCUGUGAUUGAAUUGCCGAAAAAUUGUGUGGCAGCAGCUGUUGGCAAAGAAUUGAUAAUUCUAAAACUGAAAACUUCCAGAGAUGGAACCGAAUGGGAUGUGUCUGAAAUAAAACGACUUAUUGAUCACCAAGAUAAUAUUGUAUCAUUGAUCAGUGUCAGUGAUUUGAUUUUUGCAACUGGCUCCCAUGCUGGUGAAAUGAUUGUGUGGAAUUCAUUGGACUGGACAAUGCGAGGUUAUGAAUGCAAUUGGGAUGCAUCUCUACAUGUGAACCCCCAACAAGAAAUAAAAUUAUCACAAAGUCAAAAUGAAAUGUCAAUUCAGGAUUUAACUUCUGAUGAUGAGUUUAUUUUUGCUGCUGUUGGCAAAGGCAUCUAUGUAUAUAACCUUCAGAUGAAGCGUGUGAUUGCCUUCCAGAAGACUGCUCAUGAUUCCAAUAUCCUGCAUAUUACCAAUGUUCCCAACAGAAAAUUAAUAUCUUGUUCAGAAGAUGGUAGUGUUCGUAUGUGGGAAUUACAUGAAAAGCAACAUCUUACAGCUGAACCUGUUCCAUCAGGUUUUUUCAAUAUCUGGGGAUUUGGCAGGACAAGCAAACAAGCAAAUCACACAGCUAAAAAGGCACCAGAGUGUGCUACUAUUUUUUCCCUUGACCUAACUGGGGAUCUGAUUGGACACUCGGCAGCUGUACAGAUGUUCCUUUAUUUUGGUGAGCAUGGCAUAGCAACAUGCUCUGCUGAUCACCUUAUUAUUCUAUGGAAAGAUGGAGAACAAGAGUCAAGACUGCGCAGCUUAAUAUUAUUUCAUAAGUUGGAACAAAUUGAAGAUUUGCGCUUAAGGUCUGAGAUGAAAUAAUGUAUAAACUACAAAUAGGCUAUUUAUAUUAAAUAUUUAAAAUAAAUGGGUAUAAUUUUAUGUUUGUUUUAAAAAAUAUAUUUAAGGGGUGUUUUUUCUUACUGAAUUUGCCAUAAAUUUAGAUAAUUGGGCAUUGGUGCUUACCUAACACGUCCUUUCUCAGGACGGUGGAGACAGCAGCCAUGCAUGGGUUAACUCCAUCAGUAUCCAAUAGGACUGAGUGUACAAAAUGUGACAUCAUAGCUCCCGAGGUAGCUCCUCCCGCUUUUGACGAAGAUGAGUAGAAUGAGUGUUGGUGCUUACAUGAUACGCCCUUUCUCAGGACGGUGGAGACAGCAGCCGUCCCCACCCUGAUGCUUCGUGUGGACCUAGCCUCAAUAUAUAGUCAAUAGGAGAGAGGACACUCUAUCUAGAUCACAUACAACACAGCAGUCUACUACUCAACUUCAUCAAAAGUGGGACGAAUGUGGGGUCCAGCUGGAGAACGAAUGUAUCUGACUGAAACACACAGAUUGUCUCUGAUAGAAAGGAUCGCCAAUUCCGAGAUUCGCCUCGCUAAGGUGACCAUGACUAGAAAGGUCACCUUCAGUGGGAGAUGUAGCAAAAUUGACCUCAAGGGUUCGAAUCGAGGUUUGGUGAGAAAGUCAAGGACCCUAGCAAAAUCGCACGUAGGGAAUCUAUGUGUAACAGGAGGGCUGAAGUUGGUCUCGCCCUUGUACAUGUGGGUGCAAGGAUAGUGGUUAGGAAGGACGGAGGGUGAGGACUGAAGAGAGGGCCACUAUGUGGCAUCUGAGCGUGUUUGGUGAAAGUCCCUUAUCUUGUCCAAAUUGUAAGAAUUUGAGGAUGUUGGCGAUGGAAGCCCUGAGAGGAAUAAUGUCCCUUUGAUUGUACCAGGUUUAAAGGUCAACCAAGUGGCAUCAUAAAUCUUAUUAAUGGAGGGGCAUCGAGAUGCCUGGAUUGUCUGAAUAACCUUAUCAGAUAGGCUUGCAGCUCUUAAGGCCACCCGCUCAAUCUCCAGGCGGUUAGUCGCAACCAUUGAAGGUUGGGAUGGUGGAUUGACCCCUGAUGGAGAAGUGAUUUUGACAAUGGGAGUCGCCACGAUGGGCCCACUGAUAAGUUCACCAAGUCUGUGAACCAAGGCCGGCGCGUCCAGUGGGGGACAAGGAGUAGAAGUUCCGCCUCCUCCUCUAGCAUCUUGCGUAUGACCCUCUGGAUCAGUGGGAAGGGAGGGAAGGCGUAUAGGAGCCCAGGGCGCCAUCUGCACCACUGUGCAUCUGUUCCUUCUGACCCUGGUGUCGCUUAACACAUGCAAUACCUCAACGGUUAUUGAACUAUGUGGUGAAGAGGUCUAGUACUGGAACUCUGUACCUUCUGGUCAGCUGCGUGAAGAUGCGACUGUUCAGGCUCCACUCCGCAGGAUCGAUCAGCGUGCGACUCAGCCAGUCCGCCCGUGUGUUCCCUGUGCCUGAAAUAUGCUCUGCACGAACGGAGAGUAGGUUGGUCUCUGCCCAAAGUCUCAUGCGAAAGGCUGACUCAAUGAGCAAGACAGCCCUUGGCGAUUGACAUGCGCUUUCGCAGUUGUAUUGACCGUUAGAAUCAAAACGUGGAUGUUGCGCACUGAAAGUGAAGAAGGGCGAGAUGGAUGGCCCUCAACUCCAGCCAAUUUAUGCUGUGAGUUUGGUCGGUGUGGGACCACAGACCCUGGGCCACCUGAGAGUUCAGGUGAGCACCCCACCUGCUCAGGCUAGCAUUGGUCAUGAACGUGAGAUGCUGGGGUUCCCUGAAGAGAGACCCCUGGGCAAUGGUCGGGAGCACCCAGCACUCCAGUGGUUUGACCAUUUCUGGAGUCAUUCUUACUUUUACAGAGGAGCAGCUGCUUUGUCUUUUGAUAGCUUUUUUAGAAGGUACCUCGAGCACCUUGAACAGCUCUGGUCUGACAUUGUAGAGACGUUUGUCCAGGGUGUUUGGGAGAGGGCCUGUACCUGGGGAUACCCACUGAUUCUGGACCACAUCAAGGAAUAGCCUGGGUGAAGGUAUCAUGUCCUUCUCCACCUUGGAGAAGAGGGGGUCUGUGGUGUCAGUCUUGUUAGGAUCAGCUCCCUGGGAUGACUUAGGAGCAGGAAUACCAGGUAUCUUCUUAGCCUUAAAGAGAAGAGAGUGAAAAAUAAGCAGGUUACGGAGGCCCACAAAAGUAGGUGAGUCUGCCACCAACAAAUCCGAGUCCCUAGUUGGACAUUCCUCCUCUCCAAAGACUAAUGGCUGGGUAGACAAGCCAGGAAUCUCACACGACAAAGAGGCGGAACUGUCUCUGCCCCUGCAAUGCUUGCUGGAACCGGAGGAAGUCCUGUGUAGAGUAGAAUGGGAAGAAGAUUUAUGCUGGAGGCCUGCUGCAAUGCCUCUUUCGAUGGCAUCUGAUAUGAUGGUUGCCAUAUCGGGGGUAUAUGAGUGAGACUGGAAUGGAGGGCUCCCAGAAUCUUGGGAUAAGAGGUCUGGUUCCGGAGUAGGGCUCUGAUCCUCCCCAGACCCAUCCUCACUGAUUUUAAAUUCCACUAGGCCCCUAGCGACCUCCGGGUGAAGAGGAAAAGCAGGAGGGGAAAAGGCCUCAUCAGAAUCUGAAGAUAAGAUGACUGGGGGACUAGCCUCAAGCACCCUUUGGGACUGGAAAGUAUGAAGGGAAACUCUGUUCUUUGAUUUGUCCUUUGAUUUGUCCUUGGCCGCCUUUGAGCGGCCCUGGCCUUACGGAAAGAAGCCAGCUUGGAUACCUUAGCUGGAUGCCCAGUGGAAGAGGGAUCAGGAGCUGCCCGUUUCUUUGAAGCCCUGGUCCCAGAUGGGCCUGCUGUGGGGUUUGGAGAUCUAACUGAGACUGAGGGCACUGGGGGUUCCUGGCCAGGAAGAGAAGCCAUGGCCUUUACUCACGUCACCUCCAGGCUCCCAAAAUGGCCACCGCAACCUUUCUCGCUCAAAGAAAAUGGCCGCUGAGGCAACCCAAGCCUCGUAGAGCUAGGAGGAGCGGCAGGGACCAAACGGCCAUUGGUGGCAAGUGGCAGCAUUGGUGGUAGCUCUGGCAGCGGCCCCUGACACCAAGGGUUACGUUGCAGAAGCCGCUGGCGGCGUCCCACAAUGAGGGAGAUACCACUGGUCUCUGCAGCGGUGGGCAGCAGGGAGAUCAAAGCCACAGCCACGGCAGUUGCGCUAGUGGGAAAGCGACUGUGGCUUAAAGGGCCGUUGCCUGUAGCUGAGCUUCAAUCAGCGUCGUGUGGCAGCGGAGCCUUUUAAGGCUACUGCGAUGGAAUUGAGGUGACGGAAAAGGUGAUCCAAUCCUAGGCAAGGCAGCAGAGUUACCUCAUGGGCCUGCCAGCAGCUAGGGUUGCUGCGGAGCACUGGUGCCCUGCUUGCCACCUGCAGGAGCACAAUUACCUUGCCACUAGGUCCUCCUGCCUUGCAAAGUCCAAUAGAGGCAGGGAGAAAUUUUAGUUGAAGGUUUUAGUCUGAAUUGAGAAGUUUAAAACUAUUUAAUUGUCCAAAAUUGGAGGAGAGAGCAAGAAGUACAGCCAGCCCAAGAUUGACUGAGUCUCAAAAGUGGGAGGAGCUACCUCAGGAGCUAUGACGUCACAUUUUGUAGACUUAGUCCUAUUGGAUACUUACGGAGUUAAUCCAUGCAUGGCUGCUGUCUCCACCAACUUUGGAGAAGAGGAUCCAGCAUUGUUAGUUUCUACACAGAAACUGAAUUUUGGUAAACAGACCAUUCUGUUCAGCCAUGACUUAAUCAGGGACAUUGCCAAAUUUUGGAUUUUUCACUCAAUAAAUGCACCAAGGUUCUUAUGGUGCCUUCAAACAGUUCUUCACAUUUCCCUAAGGGCAGGUGAAACAAACACAAAUCUACAGCCCUUUGCCAGAUCCCAGGAAAAGCAAAAUUUCAUUUAAGGAACAACAGGCAGCUGGUGUAUGAGUAUCCUUACAUAUCCCAAAGCACCCUUUUGACUGAAUCCAGAUUGCUGUACAGCCCUAUUAAACAUAAGAUAUUAGAAUGGCAUAUUUUCUUGCCAAGAAAUAGCAUUUGAUGAUAGAUAAUAGAAGCAAUCAAUUGGAAUUUCAUUUUGAAGAUCUUGCUUUGCUCUAAUUUAACAUACAACAUAAUAAAUACACUUACUAUGGUUUUAUGCCAAAUGUUGAGGUUUCUGUGAUAACUUAUAUUUAUGAGUUUGAAGAAUCCUCUCGGUCAGGAAGUAACAGUUUAGAAUCUAUGGAUUGUCAAGCUAUUCUUUCCCCAUAUACUAUCAGGGGUUAAACUGAAUGUUGGGGCAGAUUUCUAAAGAGAAUUGAGCUUUAGAAAUAUGUUGCAGAUUUGUAGAAAAUAAAUCUUUUAGGCAAAGAAUUUCACUGAAUGAUUUGCCAGCUCAAAUAUUUUGACAAAACAGUGUAAUCUAUAUUUGUUCUUCAAAAUCUACAUUAUAUAGAACAGUUUGUGAACAAAAAAGUUAUUGUGCAAAUCGAUAGCAAUCUGCUGAAACAUACAGGUUCAAAGCCAAUUCUUAUGAGGAAUUCUGCACGUCAAAAUUCUUUGUUAACACCUGCAAGUAACACAGAAGUGGAGAAUUUUUGAAAGUUGAGGCUUUUGUUAUAUGAGGCAUAUUUUACAGUAUUGUUGUCUUCAUUGCUUAUUAUGUUGUGAUUGAUAAACUGAAUAGUGUACAUGAAGAAGAAUAAAAUUUGGGAAUGUAUAUAAAGAUUUGAACUUUUAUUUCAUAAGCAAGAGCAGCUAUUGAGCAGGGUUAAUACAGAACACUCCCAGUGAAAGCAAAACGUGAUCUUCUAUUCCCCCCCCCCCCUUCUCCCCAACACAUACACACACCCUUGGAGAAAAAGGGCCUUUAUUACUUCCAACAUAUUUCACUGUUUUGGACAACAUCCCCUGCCAAUUUUUUUCUGAAGCAAUUGGAAAAUGGAAGGUUCUCCUCUGGGAUCAAAUCCAUUCCAAAUAAAAAUGGCAACUAAGGCAAUAUGAAAAAAAAUAAUUAAAAUUCAGUUUUAUAUAUAGGCUUCGAUAGAAAUAAAUAGCAAUGACGAAUUAAACAGAAAAUACAAAGUUUUUAAACACAAUAUAGCAUUUUAAUACAUAGCAACCAGAGUUAGAUUCUAUUACAUUUUUAACAAAAAUAUAGCUUUUGUUCAUUUCUCAGCAUGGGAAUUAUGAGAGUAUAAUACAAUUUUACAUAACUUGAUACAAAACAUUGAAAAAUGUUGGCACAUUCUUUAAGCUACAAUCAUUGUCAUUUUUCAGUUCACCUGUUUUAUUUUCUCUGACUAUACAGAAGAGAAUCAGAUUUCUUUUUGAUGGGCAGUAUACUACUCUACUUUAAAUGUCAAUUUUUCUACAGCUUCCUAUAAAGCACAAUAUAAAUAAUUAGUGAAAUAGAAUAUUUGAGUAAUGACCUAGUAAGUGAAGAUUGUCUAAGCUCAUGAGCUUAUUUAAAGAAUGCUUCCAUUUUAAUGAAAACUAGAAGUCAGGGUAAUUUUAAAAAACUCAAUUUGUUAGGAAUAACUCCUGUGUGAUCUCAAUUUAAAUCAAUGGCAGUUGUGUAAAAGCAUAGGUUUCAUUCAUUGUCCAGUGCAAGGCCCCAUCACACUUUUCCACUAUGUUUAAAGUAAAUGUAAAAAUAUUUGUGCUUUGGCACCUAAUGUAAAAACUUCAUACUUGAAUGAGAAAGUUACAUUCAGUACAUGAACCACAUCAUUAGGGUUAUAUUAUUUUAGUUUUUUAAGUAAAGGGUUUUAAUAUUAGGGGUUUCAGCAUUCAGCAUAUAAGUGGCUUAUGUUCUUAACACUAAAGUCUUUAGAGUAAUUGCUAUGGCUGCAAUCCAGGACAUCAAGGCACUGGGGUUUCCUACCCCUCAUAGAGGGAUGAGCAUCCAUUUCCCUUCUCUAAGAAAGAGGGUUGGAGGCCUUUGUAUAGGUGUCAAUUCUGGAGAUUUUCUAUUAAUAAGUCUCAUAUAUUACAUAAUAUAUAAGCAGGAUUUGUUUUAUUUACGGCUCAUGUAUAUAAAGCAUCUGUCACUUUCUGCUCAUAGGAUCUGUACCAGCAAUUCCUCUUCUAAGCAUGUAGAUGAAAUCUGGAACUGUACAACAUCAUAGAGCAUGACAUAUUGUGGCAGAUGCAAAGAAAUGUUUUAAGAUGGAGUGCUAGUUGUUCAUUUUACUACUUGUCUAGACUUUCAUAUAUGGCUGAUGUUACCUAUUAAAAGGCAGAGAAAACUA
Thamnophis sirtalis is the source of this 7736-nucleotide messenger RNA. Lineage: Eukaryota; Metazoa; Chordata; Lepidosauria; Squamata; Natricidae. The record is from RefSeq and is a predicted model, not a curated record.